Messenger RNA from Zychaea mexicana, 5169 nucleotides. RefSeq lists its product as uncharacterized. The transcript is spliced from 12 exons. NCBI's taxonomy places the organism in Eukaryota, Fungi, Mucoromycota, Mucoromycetes, Mucorales, Lichtheimiaceae. Gene Ontology annotation, molecular function: adenylate cyclase activity; protein binding. Gene Ontology annotation, biological process: intracellular signal transduction; cyclic nucleotide biosynthetic process. The record is from RefSeq and is a predicted model, not a curated record. The coding region runs from base 1 to 5169 and encodes 1722 amino acids. Gene Ontology annotation, cellular component: cytoplasm.
AUGCUCAUUCCUUCCUUGUUCUCUUCUUUCUCUCCCUGCAGGUUUCAGCCAGGUGAAUCAGGUGCCGAAGCAAUCGCAUUAGAAAUCGGAGCAUAUAUGGGUGAAUGCAUUCAAAUAAUCGAAUUUUUUGGUGGCGAUGUUGUCAAGUUCCUCGGUGAUGCAGUCUUGGUGAGCUUCCAGCAGAAUCCACGAGAACCUGGUGCCUCGAGCGAAGCAGACUCAGAAUUAGACGGAAGCUUCGGUAACAGUGAUCGAGAAACGACAGAACGGCAAAGAAGAGUGCUUGUACGACGUGCAGUAGAAUGCGGCCAACAAUUACUAGCGCGUCUUUCCCAUUAUCGCGUGUAUCUUACUGCAGAAGAACGAACAAAGCAUCGAACGACGUCAGGCGAAAUCGAUCGACAACAGACACGCGGUGCAAAAAUGCAACGAUUUUUUUUAUUUGACGGACAAAGCUCGUCUAGCAAUGAAGAUCAACAGAAUAGACGGCCAUCCUCUUCCACGAUAGCGACUCGUCCAGCCGGCGCAGAUUCGAUAGACCAUCUUCCCGAAUACCCUGACGAAUACUCGAUGGCGUUUGACUUUUGGAGCUGUCUGCCUUUCCUACGGCGCAAAAACCAGCACGACAGGUUGUAUGCACGACGAUGCAGUGUGUCUACUGAAUCGUCAAACACCAACAAGAACGCAAUCGACUUAGAGCUUCACAUUGCAGUGUCUUGCGGCGACGUAACCAACGUCAUCAUUGGGGAGAUAAAUCCUGAAUUAAAACCACGAUCUACGGAUCGGUUUCCAACAGCAACACACAUGAAUGCGAGCGCUGGUGGUGACAACAGCAGCAAUCGGAAAAGCAAACGGAUAUCCAAGCUAAGUGCGGACGAACUGGAUGCAGUCGACUCGUACUUUACGGAAUACAAUGGCAGAUUGGAGUAUGCCAUAUCUGGCCCAGCAGUUGAGUCGCUGGAGGAAGCCCUUUCAGCAGCAAAAGCAGGUGAGAUGAGCAUCACGCCGGAGAUCUACUCGCUUGUCUUUACCCAGCCAUUGGACGUAUCGUAUGAGAAGCGCAAAGAGUUCUACAUUGUGAGAUCACGAGAAACAGACGAGCACGGUGGCCGAAAAGGAAGCAGCAACAGCAGAGGAUUAGGAGUGCAUCACUACCAUCACCACCGCUAUCACCACAGCCAACAUCCUUCUACCAGCAGCGAAACAACGCCAAACGCGAGCUAUCUGUCGGGCCGGCCCGAAUUGAUGAGACAAGCAUCAAAAUUAAAGAUCGAACCACUUGUGCCCAAAAUACGCAACAUGAACUACUUUGAACUAUCCAACGAGUCGAACGCAAACUACUACAAGUAUGUCAACCGCAGCGCGCUGUAUCGCCUGCAGCACAGUCCAGAUGGUAAUUUCCCUGCGCAUUUUCGGGACGUCACGAUCAUGUUUGUCAGUCUAGGCAAGCUUAAUGUUGCCACCUCGGAGGGAUUGGAAUUCGCGCAAAAGGCGACGGUCCAGGGGAUGCAGUUGCUCGUGAAAUACGAAGGCAUGCUGCAACAAUUUGCUGUCGAUGACAAAGGUGCUACCCUCUUGGCAGUGUUUGGUCUACCUCCACUUUCACACGAACGUGAGGCAGUGUUUGCAGCCAAGGCAGCCAUCGAGCUGCGCGAUGCGUACCGUGAGCUACAAGUGCCCGAUUUCUCGAUUGCACUUUCAACGGGCAUAAUAUUCAACGCCGUGCUUCCACAGGGCAAUCCCUACCGCCGUGAUCCCAGCAUUUCGGGUGACACCAUCAUCCUCGCUGUACGACUCUUGAAAUUCCCAUUCGCCAAAAAGAACGUUGUGUGCGACGCGGCAACCAAGCAGCAGAUCGGUGGUCUGUGCGAGUUUGAAAACAUGGGCGAACACUUUGUCAAGGGCAAAGUCAAGCCAGUGCAAAUCCAUGAAAUACAGAAAUUCGGCCAGAGCGGCAGCAAGCCGAAACGCAUCUCGCUCCACAACUUUGAAAAUGAUGCCGACUUUAUUGGAUAUAAGCUGGAGCUGGCUCGUGCUAAGCAGCUGAUUGAUGAUUGGAACGAGGCUCAGAACCAUCAUGUGCUCGUGAUUUCGGGUCCUUCGGGCGUCGGUAAAAGCUUUUUCUGCCAUGCAUUGAACAAGAAUAUCACUUCGCAAGGUGUAAUGACAUGGUGGUCAUCAUCAACCGAAGUCGAAAAGAGCUCUAAAUACUACCUGGUGAAAAACCUGCUGCUAUCGCUAUUUGAGAUCAUCGAUUCUGACAAGAUCCCCGCCAACACCAAGCGCCGCAUGUCCUAUCUGAACCCUACGGCCACAACUGCAUCCGGAAACCACCUUGUUAAUCCACAGACGAGUCCCACCAGUGUCAGCGCGGGUGGUGGUGGUGGUGGUGGUGGUGGUGGUGGUGGUGGUGGUGGUGGUUCUGCACCAGGAGAUCGUACCUCGUCAGCCUCGUCUAUAUCAAUCAUGAGCAACCGUGAAUGGCUGCGUCGUCUGGCAUCGUAUUCAUCCGCUACACGCUCGACUUCCGGAAGCACGCACAAUCUGGAUACCAACAACGAAAUGGCCGAAUUGAUCGUCCACUGUUUGCAAAAAUGUGGCGAACAAGAAAGCCUAUUGCCACUCUUCAAGGCCGCGUUUGCCACAAUGAAUGAUGUAUCCGAAAACCGAUAUACUGCUCGACUCGAUGGCCGUGCACGAGAUAUAUUACUUGCAGCAGUGAUUACCCGUAUGGUGCGAUACGCUUCAGAGCAUAUCGGGCUGGUGUUGAUCUGUGAUGAUGUUCAAUGGGCGGAUUCUGCAUCAGUGCGCGUGCUUCUCCAAAUACACGAGCAAUGUCAGCGUGUGAUGAUCAUCAUGGCAACACGACCUAUCCGCGACUACAAUGUCACUUUCAUGAGCAAGUUUUGUGACUCGGGAUCGCACGAAGAAAUCGCUUUGAAUGGAUUAGGCCCAGAUGAAAUCGGCGAGAUUAUUUUACAAGCUUUUCAAAGUGGCGUCAAACGCAUAAGCCCGCAAAUUGUUCGAGUUGUUCAGAAACGAACGGCAGGGAACCCUCUUUAUGUCAAGAACAUGGCCAUUAUCCUUAAAGACUUUAACCACGUCACUGUGGUAAACGGAGAACUUGUACCAAGCAGCAACGAGUUUGAUUUAGCAGAUUUACUUGGCAAUUUUGAUUACAAACGGAUUAUCAAGAUGCAAUUUGAUCGUCUGGACGCCAGCUUCCAGGAAAUUCUGACGGUUGCCAGUUGUUUGGAUCAAUACUUUACCUUAUACGAAAUCGAAGCCGUCAUUAAAGAAAGUAAUGCGAUAUUCAAGGACAAUGAUAUGAGAAAGAUUACAGCAAGCAUUCAAAAGUACGACGUAUAUCACUUUCUUCAGCAAGUCGAUACACCGAAUAUUCAAGAAAACGAAAUCGUUGUGUACACAUUUUCUCAUAUCACCAUUCCACAAGCCAUUUACGAUAUGGUAUCCUACGAAACUCGCAUCAACCUUCACCAGCAACUUGCGAAAUAUUACGAAGCCCAGCUCACGCGAGAAAACUACCCUGAGCUCCUCAGCAAGGUUGUUCGGCACUACAUGAAGACGGACGGCCUCGGCAAACAACUAUUUUAUUUGGAGCAACUCGCAGAUCUCAACAUCAAAUCGUAUUUACUUCCUGAAGCAACCGACAAUCUGAAGAAAAUCGUCGAAAUCUUGGACAAAAACGACAACAUUGCAGCCCAGUUUGGACGGGUCCACUGUAGCGAUAUCUAUCGACGUCUUGGCAUGUGUUAUACCAUGCGGACAAAGCUAAACGAGGGUGAACGGUAUUUGUUUAUGGCACUUGAAGCGCUAGGCGAGCCAUGGCCACAUGGAGGCCUUCAAUUCAUGUACAAAUUUUGGACGAAUCGAGCAGCACAGUAUCAACAUCGUCGAUGGGGUACCUGGAACAAAUAUACCAAACAUUCCAAGAAGCUCAUUUGGAAACGCGUGGUCGAAAUCAUGGCCCAACUCUCCAACAUUUACUUCUACACGGGCAAAGGACGCAUGUUUGUAUAUACCUGCUUGAUCGGUCUAAAUGCGUGUGAACGACUUAAUGAGGACGGACCGAAUUAUACCUUAUUCUUGGCACGCAAUUCGCUGUUGUGCUGGAUCAAUGAUCAAAAGGAGCACAGUAUAUUUUACAUCACCAAAGCAUUGCGGCACAUGGAGGAAAAGAACGAUCCUGGCACCUUGACAAUAUGCGCAUUCCUUUGCUUUGCAGCAGGAAAGUUCAACAAUGCCCGCGACUUGCUGUACCAGUCCAUCCAAGCAGUACGCACGCUUGGUGUUAUUACCGAUUGUCAAUCAUUUUAUCGAUCUGUUGGCUUGGUCAUCACAAUGCGAAUAUUUGAGGGUCGACUGGAUAGUUCGCCAGAAGAUCUGCUUCUGCUUAAACAGAUGGCUGACACAGCACACAGUAAUGGCGACUAUGAGGCAGAAAUUUGGCUUGGCGUAUACAAUAUCGGGAAUGCGAUUGUCAUGGAUCGACUACGCGACUGUGAUCCAUUUGUAGCGUUAUUAGAGGCUCACGUGAAGCUGGCAGCUGAUUAUAACAAGAUUGCGAUCCAUGGAACAUUGAUAUCUUACUAUGCACGCGCCAGAAACUACGAAUAUGCAAGACAUCAUCUUCGCAGCCUUGUCAACAGUCUUCCUGCGCUCACUGUGACACCAAACAUAUUCCCGAUCUUUGGGCUGAUUUUUGCUACCAUGGGCCUUUAUCGACUUAUUGAGUACGAGCAAGUAGAUUUGGUCUCUGUAGACGAUGCACGAAACUAUGAUCGAUUCAAUCUCGGUGUUGCAAGAAUCAAUCAUGCAUUCCAACAAGUGAAAUUUUGGGAAUUCACACAGCCGUGCUUAUAUCUUGCUCGAGCAUUGCCAUAUAUUAGUACUGGCCGUACAGUAGAAGGAUAUCUGGUAUUAAGGCACGGAAUUUAUGAAAUGCAUUUUAUCCAAGAAAUACGGUUCUUAAAAGCAUACUACUGGGCCAAUCUCGGCAAGUAUGCUUUCACACCUUCAGAUCGGAUUGAAUGGACUGAGCGGGCCCGUGCAGAUCUUGAUAGCCUCAAUAUUCCAGCACAUAUUUACUGUAACCCAGACCCAGCCAACCUGUAUUCACGUGGAAAGCCGGCAGAUUUAUGUGCAUAA